AUGAAAAUUUAAUUUAAAAUGUAUUGUUUAAUGUUUUUUAUUACAUUUAUGAUAAUAUUAUUCUUAAUUUUUUAUUUUAAUUAAAUUUUUUUGUAAAUAGAUGCUACAAUAUGCUAAAGAAGCAAUUUCUAAUAAAUUGGAUAGAUACUCAGUGUUGGAGGUGGAAAGAUAAUAAAAUUCUUUUUUAUCAAAGAGUAUUAUCAUCUGGUAUUUUUUACAACAAACAUAAGGUUUUCAUAAAUUGCAUCAUAUGACUUAAAUACUUUUCAAACAGUAAUGUACUAUACUUGUGCAUAAUAAUAAAAUGAUUGUACUGUUUUAGUAGAUGCUUUAUAUGAUAGAGAUCAAAAUUUUAUUUUAUUGAUAGAUAAGUUUGGAAAUUUUUAGGCUAUUAAUUACUCAGGACUUUAUUUAGCAAAAAUCAUUUUAAAAAUACCAGAUUUUAUGCAACCGAAAUUCAAUAAUUUAAAAGGACUUUCUUUAGAUUUAAGGACAAAUACAUUGCUGAUAUAUAAUUCUCUUUCAGUUUAUUACAUACCUUAUGGAGAUUUGAAUGAUUAUAUGAAAUAAAUAAAAUAUUCAAAUUAGUAUUUAUUUGCCGAUAUUAGCUUUAAUAACUAAGAUUUGCAAAAUAAUACUUAUAUAAUUUUAGGAUAAUCAGGGAUUUUAUAUAAGUAUUAAUAAGCACAAUAGAACUUCUUUUAUAAUUUUGAUGAGGAAGCCAUACAAAUCUAAUACAAUCAAUAAUAAUAAAUUCUACUUAUUGCAUUUUUAGAUAAAAUUACAGUUUUUAAAAACAUAAAUUAGACCAGUAUUUAAUAAAUUUCUUAAAAAUUAAUUUAAAAGUAAGAAAUACUAUUAGGCACUAGUUAAUUUACUAGAUUUUUAAGUGAAGGUAUUUUUUUAACUCAAGAUUCUGUAAUAUGGCAUUAUGACUUUUCAACAUAAAUGAUACUUUACAAGUUUUCUUUCGGUCAAUUUUCUUUGAGAAUAAGCAGUGAGUUAUUUUCUGUCACAAAAAAUUUACUUUUGCUUGGAUUAAGUAGCGGAGAUUUAGUGAUUUAUAAUUUAAUUGAAAAAUAAGAAAAAAUAUUUAAACUAAGUUAAUUUGAUUAAUAAUAAACUGCUUCUGUUUCUAUUUCUUUUAUCAAAGAAACUUAAAGCGAAUUUUUUAUAUGCUUUUCAAGUGCUUUAGGAGUAUUCUAAAUUAGCAAGACAACUUAUAACAUAAGGUAAAUGUUAAAAUUUUAAGAUAUACAGAAAUACUAAAUAAUAUAGGACUCUACUAUUUAAAUGUUUGAGGUAGACGAAAAAUUUUCAAGAAUCUAUCUCAAUUUUGUAUCUGAAACAAUAUUAAGAAGGUACUAAUAUGACUAAAAUCCUUUAAGUUUUAAAUAUAUUAUGCUCACUAAAAGGCAGUAAAAUAAGAUAUAAUUGGGUAAUAAUAUUUUGAUUUUAUAUUCAUCUGCUUUCAUGCUAAUUUACGAUAGACAAACUCUUUAAUAUUUGAGUAGCAUUAGAAGAUUAAACAAUCAAUAUUUUAUAACAGAAGUGAAGUUAAUACUAGAUUAGUAUUUACUCAUAAUUAGCUAAUAAAGAGUUGAAUUUUUUAUACUUACUAAUAUCUAAUCUCCAAAACUAGUUGAUUAAGUAAAUGUUACCAAUCCUAUUAUAGUAAAUUUCUAAGUUCAAAGCUCUAAAAGUUAAUUAAAAUAUUAUUUUAACCCAAAUAUUUUAUUUGCAAUUAUAUUGGGAGAAAAUCAAAUCAUUGAGAAAAGAUAUUCAUUAGAUUAUGAGGAAUCUGAUGGUGAAUAAAAAUAUUGCUUUGCUAGUUUUUAAGUAUAGAGUUAUUAUUAGUUUUUUAAAGAGUUAAGUUAAGUUAAGCCAUAAACAUAUCCAAGCUCAACUUAAAUAGAUAUUUUAGCAAAUCCAAAUUCAUCUUCAUAUAAUUAUUUAAUGGUGAAAUUUUCAAAUUAAAACAUGUUUCCUUUAGACAAUUCUAAUACCAAAAACAGUUCUGUAGUUUUUUAUUCAAGCUAGAUAUCUACGCCUAUUGAGAAUAAUCAGAGUAUAAAUUAAUUGAAUGUUAAUAACUUUACUUUAUUUUAUAACAAAAAAUAAGAUGUUUAUCUAAGAGACUUCUAAAUAGUUUUCUAAAAUAAUACCUUUAUGAAUCAUUCUGAAUAAAUGAAGAAUAUUAGCUUUGAAAAUCUUUAUUUUGAAAAUUAAGAACUUACAAAUAUAAUUUGUUCAUACUUCAAUUUAACAAGUGUUGUAUUUAAAAGAUAUACUUUUUUUAAUUCUUACAUGGGUAUAUCAGAGGGAGAGAAUAGUGGCUCAUUUUUAAAUUUCUAGAAUAUAGAAUAAAUAUAUAUUUAUGACUUUGUAAUAGAUAAUAACUUCUCAAAUAAAAUUUAAUUUAGAUCCUUACUGACAGCGAAUAAUGUAACUAUACUAGUCAUAAAAAACCUAACAAUCAAAAACGCUUAUAUGGAAGAAUUUAUAAAUAUCUAUAAUGUUCAAUAACUUUUUAUAGAAAAUAUUAACAUAAUUAAUUGUUAAUAUAAAUAGUCCUCGAAUUAUUCUUUAAACCUUUAAUCUAUUUUCUUGAUAACGGGUGUUUAGACAACUACUUUUGAAAAUAUUUCAAUGCUAAACUGCAAAGAUUUAUCUCUAAUAUAUUCAUUAAAUUCAUAAUUGCUUAAGUAUUAAUAAGUCAACUUCGAAUCUGAUACCAUAAUAUUUAAAAAUUUUAAAAUUUCAUCUAACAUCUUCUCAAAUUCUAAAAUCUCACCAUUAAUUUUUAUUAGGAAUUCAUACAUAACAUUUACAAACAUCAAUUACAUUUCAAAUUAAGGAAAUAUUUAAGUGAGUAUAUGUUCUGAGUUUGAAAUUAGUCAAAGUUUUUUAAGUAAUAACUAGAACUAAGAUGGAGGAGCUCUUUCAAUUUAAAAUUGCUUAAAUAAAAUUUCUAUUUCAACUACCACUUUUAUUUCUAAUAGAGCCUUUGCCAGUGGAGGAGCAAUAUUUAUUUCAGAAUUUUAUGGUAAUUUUAGUAUUUAAGUUUCUUCAACAAUUAUUAGAGAUAAUAAUGCUUUAAUUGGAGGAGGCUUAAGGAUAAUAAACCAAAAUAAUGAUAAAUUUGGUUUUAACUUUUGGAAUUAAAUAAAAUUUGUCUUUAUUAAUAACACUGCCGAGAUAUAUGGAAAUAAUUUUACCACAUUUUUGCAAGAUAUAUAAGUAAGCUUACCUUAAAACCAUAGCGAAUUAGGAGAAGAAUAAGGGAAUAACACUUUAAAAGAUUUCAGAACCAAAGACCAAUUGAAAAAUAUUGAAAAUGAACUGUGGUAUGGAGUAGCUGUUAUUGAUAACUUUAGAAGUGGUUCAUAUUUUAUUUUAUAGCUUAGUUUAAUUGAUUUAGAGAAAAGAGAAUUUACUUAUUCGCCUUAAAAACUUACCUAGGACCUUUACCCUCUUUCAAUCUCAUAGGAAAUAACUAGUAUUAAAUUUAAACUAGAAAAGGUUUCUCAGUCUUCAUUCAUUUCAAUUACUGGUUAAGAUAUUAUAACCCAUUAAUAGUUUAUUGGAUAAAACAACAAAUAUAUAUUUAAAUAAGUUUAGGUAACAUCUUUGCCAAGCUCCCAGCAAUACAUUUAAAUUUCUUAUACUUUAAAUCUAUAUUAAAAAGUUAAAAAUAAACCAAUUUUAGUUAAAUUAAACUUGAGAAAAUGUUAGAGAGGUGAAAUAGUAAAGUAGAUAAGUAAUAAUAUAUUUAGUUGUUUUUAAUGCCCUGUUGGAUUUUAUUCAAUAGCUGACCCUGUAUAGCCUUCUUAUCAAUAAAAUGCUACUGACUCUACGAAUACUUCAAGUUAAUAAUGUAAUAAUUGCCCAUUUGAGGCUUUCUUUUGUUAAAGGGACAUAAUUGAAUUGAAAAAUGGGUAUUGGCGAGAAAGUGAAUAAUCUACAGAAAUAAUACAAUGCAACAGCAUCUUUAAUGCAUGUCAAGGGUAAGAUUCAAAUAGUAAAAAUUACUGUGGUUAUGGAUAUACAGGUCCGGUUUGUAGAGAAUGUGAUUAUUUAGGGAAUACUUGGUAUGGUAAAAAGUUUUCAAAAUCUCUCCAAAAUGAAUUAAAAUGCAGUGAAUGCUUAUUUUUGUAUCUAUAAAUUACCAUAACGAUCUUGUUUUUUUUAUCUUUUAUGAUUUACCUAUAGCUUUAGAUGAUUUUAUUCAUGAAUAGCUUUAUGCAACAUUAAAUUUGCUACUAUCUACGUAUUAUGAAGAUUAUUCCAAUAUUAAACAAUUCAAUAAAAGACCAAUCAAGCUUUUACCUUAAAAUUCUAAUUAAUUUCACCCAGAUAUCUUCUAUCUUAGUUUCUUAUCAAAACUCUAUUUUCCCUGACGUAUUCUCUGUAAUACCUUCCUUUUUUGGAUCUCCAACAAGUUCAAUCAUGAUUAGUAUUAGUUGUCUUGUAAGUUAACUUUCUAAAAGCGAGAUAGAGAGAAUUCAAACUCUUCAGAUAUUACAAUCGAUACUACCUUUUCUUUAUUUGAUUUUUUGCUUAUUUGUAACAAACGUUUUACAAUCUAUGAAAUAAUUUGACAUCAAACAGUAUCAUAAAUUUACUCUUAUUAACCUAAUAUUUGUAAUUUUCUAACCGAAUUAAGUUAGCUUUUUCUCAAAUCAGCUCGUUUGUACCAAAGUAGGAUCUAAAUAUUAUGUAUCUUCUGACAUGCAUAUUGAUUGCAGUGAUCCAGCUUACAGGAAAUUUGCUUACACAAUUUCAAUACCCUUUUUGUUGUUCUGGAGUUUCCUUCCUCUUUUGAUAUUCUUUAAAUUGAGAAAAAGAUCAAAAACUUUAGACUACUGUAAGACAAGAUACAUAUUUGGAUACUAUUACACUGAAUUCAAAAAUGAAUUCUAUUAUUGGGAUAUAAUUAGGAUUUACAUUAGAGUAUUGAUUGUGGUUCUUUCUACUUUGCUUAAAGAAUAUUCAUUCAUAAAUUAACAGAUUUGUGUUUUUAUUCUCUAUAUUUACAUCAAAAAAGCAAUCUUUUAUUCUCCUAUCGUAAAUAAGAAUUUACAAAAAUUUGAUAAUUUUUGCUAUUAGGUGAUCAUAUUCAACACAAUUUUGUCUACCAUAAACUCUUCUCUCUAAUCACAAAUUCUUUUAGUUAUAAUUUGGACAAUUCAUUUCCUCUUUAUCAUGAAAAUAAUAUUUUAAAUAAUUAUUUUCAAGUUCAAUAAUCCUUAAAAUUUUUUCAGAAAAAAUUUAGUUUCUUUACUUUAAAAGUUGCAUUUUACUAGUUUAAGCUAAAACCUUUAAAGCCGCUAAAACAAAGAGAAAAAAUCAUUGCUUUAUUGGAAGCAUAUUUUUAAAAACAUUUAAGUCUUGAUAAAAAAAUAAGCUUUUGAAUAGAUCAAUUAGAACUCAACAUUCAAUUAUUUAAGCUAGACAUAAAAUUAAACAGUAUUUCUAUAAAGCAUACGUAACUUCUAAGCUAAUUUUAUUGAGCAAAAGGCAAGCUUAAUUAUAAACUUAUAAAAUUAAUCUAUUUUUAGUUCACAAAAUGAAAAUCCUAUAAAGCCAAAUUAUGAAUUUUAACAGACAGAAACAAGAAACGAGAAUACUAAUUUCCAUGAUAAAUAAGCUCAAUCUAAUGAAAUUUACUCAUCUGUCUCUAGUAAAUCGAAUACAGGAGAAUAAAAAGAAACAAAAAUUUUGCUUGAAAAAGAAAAUUUAGAUAAAUCUUCUGAGUACAUUAAUGGAUUAUAAGAUUUGGAUUUAAAUUCUAUUCCUCAAAAUGCUAUUUUUUAAUAGAAUUAUGAAACUCAAUUCAAGCUAUUUUCUCAAAGAUAAAAUUUAAAUUCACCAGUUGAAAAAAACUGA
Tetrahymena thermophila SB210 is the source of this 5889-nucleotide messenger RNA. RefSeq names its product transmembrane protein, putative. Gene Ontology annotation, molecular function: protein binding. NCBI's taxonomy places the organism in Eukaryota, Ciliophora, Oligohymenophorea, Hymenostomatida, Tetrahymenidae. The record is from RefSeq and is a predicted model, not a curated record. The transcript is spliced from 2 exons.